AUGGUUUAUAAUUUCGAUACAACAUUUCUUUUUUUUUCUUUAUUUCUUUCCUUUUUUUCUUUCUUUAUUUUUUCUUUCUUUCUUUCUGAAUCAGUUUAUAUCUAUCCAUCUCCUUUGAGUUUCAGUAUAGCCAUUCUCUUUCUUUCCUUUUCUACAAUUCUAUAUAGCCCAUCUGUUAAUAUCUAUCAAGCUAGCAAAUAUCUAUCUCAAUAUGUUCUUAUCUAUCUAUCUAUCUAUCUAUCUAUCUAUCUAUCUAUCUGUCUGUCGUCUUUUCAACCCUUUCAUCCCUUCUUUCUUUCUAACCCUUCUUCUUCUUCUUCUUCUUCUUCUUCUUCUUCUUCUUCUUCUUCUUCUUCUUCUUCUUCUCCUCCUCCUCCUUCUCCUCCUCCUUCUCCUCCUCCUCCUCCUUCUCCUUCUUCUUCUUCUUCUUCUUCUUCUUCUUCUUCUUCUUCUUCUCUAACAACUUCGAUUACUUUUUUCCCUACAUCUUACCAUUCUAAUUUUCAACCCGAUUCUUUUUUUUCCUCUUCUUUUCUAACCCCGUCCUUAUUUUCUUUUCCCUCUGAAACCGUUUCCUUUUUUUUUCUUUUCACACACUUCUUCACUCUCUUCCUUUUUUCAAUAUUCUCUUCUUUCUUGUUCGCUCCAACACGAUGUCUACUCCUUUUCAUUGUUUUCAACGUACAUCUUUCUUCCCUUACGCUUUUCAAACCGCUUCUUUCAUUUUUUUCUUUUUUCUGUUCAAAUUGUUUCUUUCUUUUUUUAAUACACUUAUUCCUAAUCUCUUUCUUUACAACCCACUUAUUCUCUCUCUGUCUCUUUACAACCCAUUUAUUCGCUCUCUCUCUUUCUUUACAGCACAUCUCUUUAGUCACCAUUUCUUUCUUUACAACCUACUUAUCACCCCUCUCUCUCUCUCUCUCUCUCUCUUUACUGCGCACUUAUUCCCUCUCUCUAUUUCUUUACACAUCCACCCAUUCUCUUUCUCUCUUUAUAACCCACUUCUCUUUUAUAUUUAUAAACAGGUUUCUUUAUCAGUUUAUCCUCAAUCGCCAGCUCCUCCUCUUCCUCGUACUAUUCCUCCGCCACCAAAUGCUCAUCCCUCCUAUUUUCUAUGUCUCUUUCUACUUCUCCUCUUUUUCCAUUCAGACGUUUCCUUUUCCUUUUUCUUUUCUUCGUGGAUUCUUUAUUCUCAUCCUCCUCCUCAUUCUUCUGGAGCUUCUUCCUCUCCCUUUCUUUCACACCUUUCCUUUUCUCACUCUACUCUCUUUCUUUCUCUCUCUCUCUCUCUCUUUCCCGUUCAACAUUGAGUUCUUUCUUCAUUCCUCCAUCCUUUCUUUCCUUCAUUCUUUCUUUCUUCAUUUUUUCCUCCAUCCUUUCUUUCUUUAUUCUUUCUUUCUUCUUUUUUCCUUCAUCCUUUCUCUCCUUCAUUCUUUCUUUCUUCUUCUUUUUUUCCUUUCUUUCCUUCAUUCUUUCUUUAUUUCUUUUUUCUCUCCUUCUUCCUUUCUUAGUUCCUUCUCCAUUCCUUCAUCUUUUCUUUCAUUCCUUUAUUCUUUCUUUCUUCUUUUCUUCAGUGCUUCUUCCUUUCUCAGUUUAUUCUUUCAUCAUUUCUUUCUUUUCUUCGUUCUUGUUUCUUCUUUCUUUCAGCCCUUCUUCCUUUCUUAUUUCUUUCUCCAUUCUUUCAUUUUUUAUUUCUUUCUUUCAUUCUUUGUUGCCUCUUUCCUUUUUUUUUUCUUCUUCUUCUUCUGUUCUCCAUUCCUGAUCACUUUAUUAGAAUCCCUUUUUGAAUCAUUGCGUUUAAUGCCGUACCUUUUCUUUCUUUCUUUCUUUCUUUCUUUCUUUCUUUCAGUUUUUCUUUCGUUCUUUCUUUCUUUCGGUUUUUCUUUCUUCUCUUCAUUUCAUCUCUUCUUUUCUUUUCUUCCUUCUCUUCUUUUCUUUCUUUUCUCUUUCUUGUCUUUCUUUCUUUCUUUCUUUUUUCUUCCUUUCUUUCUUGUCUUUCUUUCUUUCUUUCUUUCUUCUCUGUCUGUCUGUCUUUCUUUCUUUCUUUCUUUCAGUUUUUCUUUCGUUCUUUCUUUCUUUCGGUUUUUCUUUCUUCUCUUCCUUUCAUCUCUUCUUUUCUUUUCUUUUCUUUUCUUCCUUCUCUUCUUUUCUUUCUUUUCUCUUUCUUGUCUUUCUUUCUUUCUUUUUUCUUUCUUUCUUUCUUUCUUUCUUUCUUUCUUGUCUUUCUUUCUAUCUUUCUUUCUUUCUUUCUUUCUUUCUUUUCUGUCUUUCUUUCUUUCUUUCUUUCUUCUUUGUCUUUCUUGUCUUUCUUCUCUUCUUUUCUUUCUUUUCUCUUUCUUGUCUUUCUUUCUUUCUUUCGGUCUGUCUUUCUUUCGGUCUUUCUUUAUUACUAUUUUUCUUUUUCUCGACUUUCUCUUUUCGUUUCCUUUUUUUCAUUUCUCUCUUUAUUUCUUUCAUUUUUUUCUUUCUUUUUUCUAUCUUUCUUUCUUUGUUUCUUUUGUUCAUUCAUUCAUUCUUCCUUUCUUUCAUUCAUUCUUUCUCUUUUGCUUUCCCUCUUUCUCUCUCUUAUACAUUCUUUCUUUCCUUUUUCUUUCUUUCUUUCAUCCUUUCAUAUUUCGUACAUUCUUUCUUUCUCUUGUUCUUUCUUUCUUUCAUUCUUUCUCGCUUUCGUCCAUUUUUUUCUUUCUCUUGUUUGUUCAUUCAUUCAUUAAUUCAUUCUUUCUUUCUCUUGUUCUUUGUUUCUUUCUUUCUCUCUUUCGUUCUUUUUCUUUUUCGUUCUUUCUUUCUUUUCCCUUUUCCUUCGUGAAUUUCUUUUCACCCCCGUCUCAUUUUAGUGUCAUCAAUAAUUCCUUCUUUUCCUCGUAUUUUUAUCAGUUCAUCACUUUUUUUUCGACUCUCUUUUUUUUUGCGUCGUUCUUUUCAUUGCUUAACUAUUCUCUACUCAUUUCUCUUUCCUUUUUCCUAUUUAUUUUAGGAAUUGUCACCCAUUUUUCGUUCGUUCUCUCUCUUUCUCCUAGCUUGUGUUUUCUUGAAACGAAACCGCCCAUAUCAUUUCUUUCUGUCGCUCUCUUCAUGUCAAUAUUUCAUUGUCUCUAUAUUUUCAUUUCUAUCUACCUAUCUAUCUAUCUAUCUAUCUAUCUAUCUAUCUUUAUCUCAAUCUAUAUAUCUUUAUCCUUUAAUCUCUAG
Messenger RNA from Acanthosepion pharaonis, 3186 nucleotides. Lineage: Eukaryota; Metazoa; Mollusca; Cephalopoda; Sepiida; Sepiidae. The record is from the annotation of a GenBank genome assembly.